Molecule: messenger RNA, 6180 nt
Organism: Ictidomys tridecemlineatus (thirteen-lined ground squirrel)
Lineage: Eukaryota; Metazoa; Chordata; Mammalia; Rodentia; Sciuridae
Gene: Zim2
Product: zinc finger imprinted 2
Biological process (GO): regulation of transcription by RNA polymerase II
Molecular function (GO): DNA-binding transcription factor activity, RNA polymerase II-specific; RNA polymerase II cis-regulatory region sequence-specific DNA binding
Source: RefSeq, a predicted model, not a curated record
AGUGACAUCCCACUCUGCCUCAGGGAUGCCUUCCCCCACCUCAGGGACAUCUUCCUUCUCCUCAGUGACAUCCCACUCUACCUCAGGGAUGCCUUCCCCCACCUCAGGGACAUCUUCCUCCUCCUCAGUGACAUCCCACUCUGCCUCAGGGAUGCCUUCCUCCACCUCAGGACCACCUGCUCCCUCUCAGGGCUGUGCACUUCACUUCAGGGACACUUUCCUCCACCCCAUGGACAUCUUCCCCCUCAGGGCUGCCCCACUCCACCUCAGGGACAGCUUUCUCCAUCCCAAGGAUGCUUUCCUCCCCCUCAGGGACACCUUCUUUCACCUCAAGGAUGCCCUCCUCCAGCUUAGGGCCAUGCCACUUCACCUCAGGGACACCUUUCUCCACCUCUGGGACACUCCACUCCACCUCAGGGCUGCCCCACUCCGUCUCAGGAAUGUCUUCCUUUACCUCAGGGACACCCUGCUCCACCUGAGGGACAUCCUACUCCACUGCAGGAACAUCUUCCUCCACAUCAGGGCUGCCCUUCUCUAUCUCAGGACCACCCCACUCCUCGGGGACAACUUUCUCCACCCCAGAGAUGCCUUCUUCCACCUCAGGGACAUCCCACUCCCCCUCAGGGAUGCCUUCCUUCACCAGCAACUCCUUCCCUACCUCAGGGGCCACUCCUUCUCUGGUUACCCUUCCCCUUGCCCUAGCCCGCCUCGCUCCAUUGCACCCAUCUUCCAUCAACCCUGUCCCUCCCUACUCUGCUCUUCUAACAUCUUGGUUGUUUUGCCCGUUUUAUAUAAACGGAACCAGAUAACGUGGAUUUUUUGAGCCCUUUUCUUUGUCAUUUCUGUUUAGAGUCUCAACAUAUGAAUAUAUCUUUCUACUGUGGCUCCAUCUCCUUGCCAUCACUUAGUGUUGUCAGACUUUUUCAUUUUGGAUGUCGGGGAGGUAUGUAGUGACAUCCCAUUGUGGUUUUAACUUGUGUGUCUGUGCUAACUAAUGAAGCCAAGCCCAAUUUGGUUUCUUGGCCAUUUACCUGUCUUAUUUUGUGUAAUACGUGUUCCAGUCUUUUAACCUUUUCGCUUUUGUUUUGUCUGCACUGAUCUGCAUGAGUUCUUCCUAUAUUUAACAUAUGAAUCCAUUUCUUUGAAGAUCUUUGUUCAUUCUGUGUAACAUACUUGUCUUAUCUCAUGAUUUUUGAAAUGAAAAAUGCUUGCUUUUGUAGAUUAUCAAAUAAAUUUGGUUCAUUGUGGUUUGGGUUUUAAUCUCUUUUCCAUUCAUUUGCCAUUUCUGAUAUACUUGUAGCCUGUUCUGUGGAUUUUCCAGACCUGGGAAUAGGACUGAGGUAGAAUCUGUGUGAGAGUGUGCACAAAUAUUUACUAAUUGUAUUUAGGCAUUUGUGCAAAAUGAGCCAAGUCUCUGUACUUCAGAUCACCUCCACCCCAUGUCCAGUCCUAACUCUGGGCCAUUUGUAAAUCUGUGUAAUAUCUGCAGGUCCUGGGUGUUGCUAUCUUUUUUUUCUGAUGCAGCUCUGCCCACCAUCUUCUACAACACGGUGUCCUGGAGCAGCCUGCCUUUGAGUGUGCCUCCAUCCUGUAAAAGGCCAAGCUGUGAAGAUGCUGCAUGUGACAGGGGUUCUGGAUAUCGUGAGAAAUUCCCACAUCUUUCCUCUUUAUGAUCAAGAGGAGAAUCCAGAUUCCAUGUCCACAAGGAACCCAGGGACUCUGAAAGUUUCUCAUCAAAGGUUUAGGCAUUUUCAGUAUUUGUCGGUGACCGGGCCUCACCAAGCUGUGAGCCAAAUCCAGGAGCUUUGUCGGCAAUGGCUUCGGCCAGAGACUCACACCAAAGAGCAAAUCAUAGAACAACUGGUGCUGGAGCAGUUUCUGAACACACUGCCAAAGGAGGUUCAGGUGUGGGUGAGGUCUCAGCAGCCCAAGAGCAGCAGGGAGGCGGGAGCCCUGGUGGCACACCUGAUCCAGGCCUGUGGGGAAAAAGGUUUCCCUGCUGAGGACUCUGUGCUUGUAAGAAAUAGGAGCACCAAGGAACACCCACAGAAUACAAAGAGGUUGAACAGUCAACCCUCCGGUGGCUCCCAGGAAUUGGUUACCUUCAGUGACGUGGUCGUGGACUUCAGCCCGGAGGAGUUAGGCUACCUUAGUGCUGCCCAGAGGAACCUCUACCGGGAGGUCAUGCUGGAGAAUUACCAGAACCUGCUCUCCCUAGGGUGCCAGUUCUCUAAACCUGACAUUAUCUCACUCCUGGAAGAAGAGGCACGGGCAGUGGAGGAGGACAGGAGGACAGUGACGUGUCCAAGAGCGUCUUCUCCUGAUGAUCCAUCAGAAUCAUACCUUGGCAACCAGGAGAAUCAGACUUCAAGUCCCGUGACCACGAGUGACAUGAAGACAUCUGCUCAGGAAGGAAGCCACGGCAGUGAUGCACUCGAGAGGCACCCUCAUCUUACCACACCAUCAGGGGCUCUUCCAGGAGAGGGUCCCCUGGACCGCACUGCUCUUGAAACACGUAUCAGACCCCAGCCAGUGGAACCUAUCAAAUGUCAAUUUUGUGAAAGGAUCUUUAGUACCCAGAUGGGCCUUAGGAAACAUGAGCAAAUCCAUACUGGAAAGAAACCCUUUGGGUGUAAACAAUGCGGCGAAGCCUUCUUUCUCAUGCCCCACCUCACCAGACACCAGAAGACUCAUUCGGCCCCGAGGCCCUCUAGGUAUCGUCAAGUCGGCAAGUCUUUCAUCCCGCGGGCAGAUCUCGGGGGUGCUGUAAGAGUUCACAGUCAGGAGGACUACUAUGAGUGCUUUCAGUGUGGCAAAGCUUUUGUCCAGGACGUGCAUCUUUUUCAACAUCUCAAAGCCCAUGAAGCAGCAGAGGCCCUUCCCCCUGGGCUGCCCCGCAACAAGACACACUUCAUUCGUUAUCAGCGGAAACACGACUAUGUUGGAGAGAGAUCCUGCCAGUGUUGUGACUGUGGCAAAGCCUUCAGUCGGAGCUCACAUCUCAUUCAGCACUAUCGGAUUCAUGCUCGGGAGCGGCCGUACCAGUGCCAGCUCUGUGGGAAGUGUUUUAGCCUGCCCUCCUACCUCACCCAGCAUUAUCAGCUCCAUUUCCAGGAGACACUGGUUGAAUGCCGUUACUGUUGAAAAACUUUCAGAGAACAGUUUUUCUCAACAUUUUUCACUUUAUCCUGUAGAGAGACCUUUUGAAUGACCUGAAUUGAAAUGUUUUAUACUUGUCCUCACAGCUUGUUAACUCAAAAAGUCAGCCUGGUGUAGUCAAAACCAGUGAAUAGUUUAAGUGUGUAGGUAACCUUUUUGCAUGAGAAGAUCCAACACGUUAGCAGUCAUCCAGGCAUAGUGCUUACAAAGAAUGUUUUGAUUGCAGAGGAAGAAAGCUAAUAGAUCUUGCCCUUCUUUGUGGUAUGCAUGGAAUGGAGACCCUUGAUUCUGACAUCCCAAUGAAAAACUUAUAAUUGGCUGUUGGAAUCCAGUCUGCCAAUAUGUGGCCUGAGGUUUUAUUGAAGAAAUAACAUUCAGUGUCUUCACCACAUGGAAUGUAUCAGUAAGGUAAACAGAAUUUUGAGGUUCUACCUGGAUUUAUCCAAUCACAAAGCUUAUUUUAUUGUAAUAUAUUUAUAUCAUACCUCAUGGUUUAUAAAAUGUUAUGUGUUAUUUUAUUUGAUUCUUCAAAGAAUGCUUCUAGGUAUCUAGGAUAUUUAUUCCAUUUUACAGAUAAAGUAAACUUGAAACUCCCAAAUUCUCAGUUGAUUUGAACAAGGUUGUAAGGAAUGGUGCAGGAACGGAACUCAGAUUUUUCUUUUUAUCUCUUUGUCAUAUCCUCCCUGAAGAAAAGACGUAGUAUUAUGCUUUCUACAGCCAUCUUCCUAUCCAGUAACCCAACAUCAUUUCACAUUAAAUCAGAUAAGGCCACUUGUGCUACAGAGGUUAAGAACUUUUUCUUAGGGUGAAGUUUUGACAUUUCUCUUGUGAUUUAGGAUUAGAUAAUAACUUUUUGAGAUAUAGAUUUAGGGGAAUAUAUUUUUGCUAAACAAUUUCUUGUAAUUUGUAAAGCUAUCACUGAUCAAGUAGAGGGUUUUUUCUUUUUUGGUUGCUGUUUGAGGGUUUGAGCUUAUUAUUCUCUUUUCCUUUUUUUAUUUCUAAAAAAUAAUUCAGUGAGAAAGCAGUGUUUCUGCUUUCUUGGACUCUGACAUCAUCCGCAUGGCCAUCUUCACUUAAAACCCUAUUUCUUUACUAUGCAUGCUUCAUUCUUUAAAGAUGUAAGCCCUGAAUUACAGUAAAAAUCUUUUAGACCAGAUUGGUAGGAUGUGAAAAGCCUUCUCCUACUGCCUUGAACGGUGGUCAAAUGCAGAUACACAUGGUGACCGUUUGGACCUGGAACCCCAGGACCUGAUUCCUGCCUGGAAAAGGUGUGUGGUUGCUGCUGUUAUUCCAGCUCUUUUUGCCAACCAACCUUUUUUGAGGUUGAUCUGUAAUAUGUGCUCUAAGGUUAUGAAAUUUAAAACAAAUAUGACUUACCAGAAUGUACACCAGCAAAAGUAGUGCUAGCUGCACGAUCCCUCGCCCUUCGUUUCUGAAGUGCUGAAUGAAAUGCCCUCAUUGGCUGGGUCUGUUUUCUCCCCAACCCACAGUUGAGUCGCUGAUACCUGGUUUCUGAUCCUGCUGACACUUGGUGGGGGGAUAUGAGGUUGAUGUGUCUUAUUUGUGGGAACGUCGACCUUGAUGCUUUGACUUAAAAUGGGUCUGUUAGGUCUUUCUACUGUACAGUCACAGUUAACUAUAAAGUUAAAGUUUAUCUUGGUAACUAAUGGUUAGCUUAUGGGAGAAACUUUAAAACCAUGCAGGUACCCAGGAGUUAAACUAUUACCCACUGGAUCCUGACAUCUGUCAAAUAGGUCCUGCUGUAGCCAUUAUUACUCGGUAUAUCUGAAUGGUGAUUUCCUGUUCCCUCGCUCCUUCUGUAUUUUGUAGUUGAAAUUGCCUUUUGAGAAAGUGUUGUCCUCCUCAUUGGUUUAUGCAGUAGUUUAUUUCAGCGAGGCUGCAUGAGGGUGCACUCUGUGAGGCAUAAUUCCAUACUAUUACCAUUCAUUUUGUCAUUCAAGGGCUUUCAGCUCUGGUCACAGAAGCUCUCUCGGGUUGGCUCCUGUGGCCUUUUGCUCAGCGCCUGUCCUUUUCAGAAACUGCUUCUUUCUUGCCCUCCUGACUUUCUCUCCCUUCCCUUCCGGGAAGACCUGCCUUUAGGAGAGCUGCCACCUCAUCACCCGUGGGAAGUCGCUCCUCCCAGGGUCAUGGUGUGCCCAGGUCCUCAGUCUCCGCGUUCCACUUCUCCCUGUGCAAGUUUCGCCAGCUCGACCCCCUUCCUGGGCUGUUGUGUACUUAAUACUUUUUUAACUGACUCUUUUUUAAAUUUUUUAUUUCCAUAUAUCUACUUAAAAAGGAAAAUUCAAAGUACCUUAGACAAAGGGUUUACGCAGUCCACAGCCAGGCCUCCCCGUCAGGUCCAAGAUGCCCUUUCCAUGAGCUUUGUUCAAUCCAGAUCCAAACAUGGUCCACCAAUUACAUUUGCUUGUUUUAUCUUUUGUAUCUUUCUUAUUCUAAGGCAGUUCCCCCACUUUUUUUUAGAUGACUUCUAUAUCCCUGAGAAUAAUGUAGCUAUUCAUUUCCCUUCUUCCCCUACUAAAUUUUAAUAUACCUUUUUAGGUUAUCCUCUUAUACUCAGGAUUAUUUUAUUUUUUAAACUUAGAAGCACUUGUUUUUAAAUUUUCACCUUUAAUUGUGGUUAAAAGAACAUGCGAUAUAAAAUUUACCAUCUUACCAUUCUUACUGUGUGGUUUAGUAAUGCCAAGUGUAUUCACAUUGUUAUACAAAGGUUCCCAGAACAUUUCCAUCUUUCAAAAUAAAUAGACACAUUAAAUAAUAACUCUUUUCUCCCUGCCCCAGGCUUUGGCAGUCAUUCGCUCUUUCCAUACUUUCUACCUGUGCCUUGUGCUUGUACAUAAUCAUGGGAUUCGUUGUCACAGAGUCACACGUGCACACAGCAUAACAACAGAAUUUGGCCAGUACCAUUCCCCAGGACCCCCUCCUAGUCCCUUUUCUCUACUCUCUGGAUCUUCCUUGGAUUUUCAUGAGAUUCCCCCCCCCCCCCGACCUUUUUUUUUUCCU